CUUGCUCGAAGCCGCUGUGCACGGCUGGCUAUAUACGUAUGGUAGCAUGUUUCAUCUGCGGUGAUCCAUAUUACUACUUUAGAGUAUACGACUUCUAAGUGGCUAUCCUGUGUCCCACGAGGCGGAGUGUCAUGCGUAUUCCCGAUGCAAAAGUAUAAUCAGUCCCGAAAGAUUGUCUCCGUAAAUCAGUAAGUAGGCAAAUCGAAUACUCUUCGAGGAACCCCUUGUGCGGUUCCUCGAUUGUUGAUAUAGGAUCUGCAUUUAUGUAUAAAACCCUCGGGUUUACCGAGCUAUCGUGGGCCGUACCAAGUCCAUAAACCUCCUCUUCAUCCUCAUAUUACACCCAAGUCAGCAUGUUAGCUAGACUCUCAAGGCCCGAUGAUGGCUUUAAUUUUGGACCGCCCGUCACGUCCACGGGUGACCCGUCUGGUGAAUUCAACCCCAUAAUCAUUCUGUUUAUCAACCACCUCGAGAAAACCAACAACCUACACGCGCUCGACCAAGCUAUCGAGUCCGCUUACCAGAAGGCCCCAAAGUUUAUGGAUACCUUUGAUAUAAUAGGCGUUGAUUCCUUUCUCAGAUUUGCCGAUGACCUACUUGGAUGGAUUCCUCGCGAAGGCAGCGAAGGGCAAGAUGUCUAUAAUACCCUCUGUAUGUUUUAUUUUGCCUUCAACCAGUCACCUCUCGAGGAGCUCCAAAACCCGACCACCCCUGAUGCGAGCGGACGGCCGCUUACCUGGCUCUCGUCUUGGCUCGUCGUGUAUUCCCAACUUGUGGGGCUCUGGAUGGACACCACCGAGUCUCUUACCGAGGAAUCUUUGGAAUCCUUCAAGAGAUCGAAGCAUUACGAUGUUGACGAGGCACUACCUCCUCCUGGAGGCUGGAAGGCGUUCAACGAGUUCUUCUCUCGACAGCUCAAGGCCGACGCGAGGCCCAUCGAGAGCCCCCUCGACGAUAAAGUCAUCGUCUACCCCGCCUACUGUAAGUACGAUUCGUCGGUAGCAGACCACGUGGUUUCUAUUUCAUCCGCGGGGACCGUACUUAUCAAAAACCUCCCGUGGACUAUCGGCUCGCUGCUCCGUGGUAGCGAGUACGCAAACGACUUUAAUGGGGCUGUAUGGAUGCAUGGGUUCUUGAACGCAUAUAAUUAUCAUCGCCAGCACGCGCCAGUAUCGGGAGAGGUUAUAGAAGCCAAGAUCAUUCAGGGUAGCAAUUAUUUUGAAGUGGACGUGGACGGAAACAAGCUUCAAGCUCCAGUCACUCCCGGCUUUCGUCAGUUAUGCGCCCCUUGACCCCUAUUUUCAGUUCGACAACUCGCGUAAACUCCUAUGGCAUAGAACAGAUGCUAACGUCAUCAUUCUAGAAUUUGUACAGACCCGAGGAUUGAUUAUUAUUGAUAACUCUGUCUUGGGAAAGGUUGCAGUGUUACCUAUUGGGAUGGCUCUUGUUUCGGCAGUCAAAUUGCUAGUUCGCAAGAACCAACAGUUGAAGAAAGGAGACGAGAUUUCGACCUUUUUAUUUGGCGGGUCUGAUAUCGUUUGCGUGUUCCAAAAGAAGGCGGGUUUGGCGGCUGAGAACUUCAUGACUUCGGCGCCGGGGAAGUACUCAUACUCUAAAAUGGGCAGUACUUUGGCAAGAGCGCCGUGACCGCUCGCAAGAUCUCAUCAUAUAAUAAGCAAAAAACAUGAAUUUUACAAGCACCAGAUAGAGAGCCAUAUUAUACUGAAGUACGAUUGAAAAAAAAAAAUCGACACCUGUGUGAUUCGAACA
Molecule: messenger RNA, 1770 nt
Organism: Daldinia vernicosa
Lineage: Eukaryota; Fungi; Ascomycota; Sordariomycetes; Xylariales; Hypoxylaceae
Exons: 1
Coding region: 354-1292 (312 amino acids)
Biological process (GO): phospholipid biosynthetic process
Molecular function (GO): phosphatidylserine decarboxylase activity
Source: RefSeq, a predicted model, not a curated record